Rotaria sp. Silwood1 is the source of this 987-nucleotide messenger RNA. Lineage: Eukaryota; Metazoa; Rotifera; Eurotatoria; Philodinida; Philodinidae. The record is from the annotation of a GenBank genome assembly.
AUGGCUCUUUGUUUGGCUAAUUCAUUGAUUGCUUGUGGGAAUUUUGUGCCGUACGAUCAAUUAGUUCGUUACAAGUGGUGGUAUCGGUAUGGUUAUAUGUCAUCAACUGGACAUUGCUUUGAUAUAGGUGCGGCUACGAAAAAUGCUAUUCAAGAAUUUGAAAAAAGACAAAGAAAAUUUGCGAAAUACUGGAAUAUUUCGUAUGAAGAGAUGGAUAAUACCUUGAGUUCUGAACUUCUUCAAGCGUUUGACGUGAAUUGCAGUAAAGAAGGAGUGGCCGGUAAUGGUGCUCUUAUGCGUUUAGCACCUGUACCGCUUUUCUUUUAUCGAAUUCCUGAAAAAGCUGUCGAAUAUUCAGGUGAAAGUGGUCGAAUUACUCAUGGAGAUGACAAAGCAUACGAUGCAUGUCGUUAUUACGGUGCUCUUAUUGUCGCUGCACUUCGUGGUGCAUUAAAAGACGAAUUGAUCAGCGAUAAAUUUUAUGAGGAUCAUAAACAAUGGUUCGGUAAAAAGCCGCUUCAUACGGACAUCUUAAAGAUUGCUCAAGGUUCGUACAAAAAAUCCGGUGGGUAUAAUGAAGGAAUUCGAGGUAAAGGCUAUGUGGUUAGUGCACUGGAAGCUGCUUUGUGGGCAUUUUGGAGUGACAAUAAUUCGUUCGAGAAAGGUGCUCUUAAGGCUGUUAAUCUGGGCGACGAUACCGAUACGACAGCAGCCAUCUAUGGACAAUUAGCCGGCGCUGUCUAUGGAUAUCAGAAUCUACCUAACAAAUGGUGCAAACGUGUCUAUGCGAAGAAUUUCAUCUGUCAUGUUAGUAACUGGAUCGUUUGCGAAGGGCGUUCAUCUGAUCAUCCGGAAAUGUCAUGUGAAGAAGGUUGGUCAAUUUCGAAAAAAUCAUGGGAUCGUCUUCUAGAAUAUACGCACAAAAGUCUUUCACCAUACUUUAUUCGCCAAGAAUGCAACAAGGUUAGUAUUUUAUCAUCGAUGUAA